Panicum hallii is the source of this 928-nucleotide messenger RNA. RefSeq lists its product as uncharacterized. Bases 88 to 702 code for a protein of 204 amino acids. The record is from RefSeq and is a predicted model, not a curated record. NCBI's taxonomy places the organism in Eukaryota, Viridiplantae, Streptophyta, Magnoliopsida, Poales, Poaceae. The transcript has 2 exons.
CUUUGAUAAAAAAAAAGCACGAGACGAACCAGAGAGGACGAGAUUCCUUCCAGUCUCCUGUAGUCCUCGACCCGAUCGACCAAACCGAUGGAGUCGGAAACUGACAGGGCCGCGGCGCCGGCGCCAGCCGCCGUCGCGGAGGCCAGCGAAGACGCCAUCCAAGAGGUGUCUGCAGCCACGGCCCCUGGCCCGGACGGGAAGCCCGGAUCCGGGGCGGCGGCGGCCUCGGCGCCGCAGGUGGAGGUGCAGCUGUUCCGGCGCGGGCGUCCGGUGGCCGUGUUCCGGUCGCCGCUGGGCGGGUGGACGCAGGACCAGCUGGAGGUGGGCGACAUCCUAGAGCAGUACGGCCUCAAGUCCGUCUUCACCUUCGACCCUGCCGCCCGCAAACGUGGUGUCGCCAUCCGCUUCAACCCCCGCAACGGCCGCUCCCUCCUCACCUACGCCCCCGGCUCCACCAUCUUCCUCGACGGCGAGCCCAAGGAUUCUUUGCUGAAGCCCAUCACGAAGAUGGUGCUUGGGGUCGCCGCAAUGACGGUGGUAGCUGCAGUGCUAUUGAAGGAGGCCAAGAUGCCCGAGUGGCUUCAGGCCAAGCUGGGCACCGUGAGCUUCCCACCAUGGGUGCUGGCUUGCAUGGUUAUCGUGUUCAUGAGGCUCCAGAAGAGAACCAAGGACGCCAUGAAGAAGUUUGGCUGGGCCUCAUGAGGUAGAAACAGUUUUACCUUUAUUUUGGCGUUCUGAUUGGAACAAGAAGCUCUAUGUAUACUUCAAGGCAGAGGCAGUUGCUGUCAAAACUCAAUGUUACUCUCAAGAAUUCAAGUUACUUGAAUUGAAAUAAUUGCAGCUUAUAUUCCACUAAAAGGUGAUAAAUUCGUUCUAGAAACCUUUUUAAUAGUGUGAUAUAAAGUUCUGCAGUUUUGUGCUUCUGUUA